AGUCCCGCAUUACCGAAAAACACGUCAAUGCGGGGAAAAAAAGAAAACUCUUUCCUUUCUUUUUUUCUUUUCUUUUUCUUACUCAACUUUUUGCUCGACAUAAAACAGUCGCACACCCAACACAACACAGUCAGUUUCACGUCAACUUGGGCUCACCGUUUUAAGAAGGAAUCACAUGGAAGAUAGGAAGUGCCAAACGAAUAAAAAUGGGUUCUUCCCGUAAAAUUCAUCUCCCACUAGUUUUUGUAACAUUCGUACCAGUUUCAAGUUUCUGAUACGGCGAGGCCGACUUCCUCUUCCCCCCCUCUGCCCCUAACAGAGCCAAUCCGCUUUGCCGGAGAAAACACAGAAAAAGUUUAACAAGACGUUGGAAAAGAAGAUGAAGAAGAAAACGUGGACGAAGAGAAAAGAAAGAAAAAAAAAAAAAAAAACGUGGACGACGAUCACGUAGCCGGGAGCGAAGACGAACUUGCGGCACCGGUUACUCGAGCUAAACUGGGAAAAGCAGUUGCUCAGACUCCUUUUCAUUUUCUCUUUCUAUCCCGUUCUCUUUGAUUUUAUUUUUUGUAUUCGUCUUUUUUUUGUUUUGUUUUGUUUUUCCUUCCUCUCUUUCUAUUCCUUCCCGUAUUGCCUUCUGUGUUGUAUGUGUUAGCCGCAGACGAACUAUUUUCAGCCAGUUGGGAAAAAAAAAGAAAAUCUCCCUCCCCCGCGAGUAGCACAUGCAGGAACAAGAUCCGCCACCUCAGCAAAGCCAAGGUUUUUUUAUUCCUCUCACCUCGUUACAAGCCCUUGGAUUUAGCUUUCGUCAUCGUUAGAUACACUCGUCUUUUUUCAUUUUUGUAUUCUCGUGUCAUCUUGCACCAUGCCAGAAAUGCAGCCUUCGUCUAAGGUUUUUCCCUUUCCAUCUCAAUCAACGGCAAAUCGGAAAUAAGUUCAGGUGACGUACGGUCCCAGCUCGCUAGUGCACAUCGACAAAAUUGAAUGGCUAUAUUAAGGUUGUGGGGGGUGAGCCAGUGAUACAGAAAUGUUUAACACGUUGACGGAUGGGUUUCGAUGUUUCGGUGGUUUCAGUAAAAAGUAACAAUGAAAUUACGGUUUGAUCGAUUGAUAAUGUGACAACGUUGGACUGUUUACCUUUUUUUAUUUUUUUGGUCGUCCGAAUGAAAUAACACUCGAAUGAAUAACAUCAAGUAGCAGGUGCCAGAAAUAAUUGACGUGGACUUUUUGAUUUCCCUCAUGGAGUUUUAUUUUGACGACAACGAUUUCAUAUGGAGCGUUCGUACUACCGACGGAAAACUGGUUAAAAGUCAGUUCGAUAGUCUCUUGCAAAAGCGAUGGAAAAGUGCUUCGGAGGCUGGCGUUUGCCGGUAUCAACUGACUAAUCUGCAGACCAAAGUUCUUUCCGGUACGUUUGGAUUCGUGGCACAGCUGAAUGCAAACAGAGCUACUCAACGGAGGGUACCUCAAAACUUGCAGAAAGUCAACAACUCUUUUGAUCCAAUCGAGUUCAACUUCAACAAAGUUGCAGCACAAGAGGUUUUGUUGAAGCCAGUCCAUAAAGAAGCUUCUGGCAAAAUGGAGGACAAUGCUGCUGUUAUAAUCAAUGUUAGUCCUUUAGAGUUUGGCAACAGUCUACUUGUCCCUAGUGUGACAGCAAACAUCCCUCAAAGAGUCACUCAAGAGGGACUUGAUCUCCUUGUGAGGCUAAUGCUUCUCAGCAGUGAUGUGAAUUUAAAGGCUGGUUUCAACAGCCCUGGAGGUUAUGCAUCUGUUAAUCAUCAACACUAUCAUCUCUACUAUCUCAGGGAGAGACUCUACCUAGAAAAAGCGAGUGUAGAACAUAUUGCUGGGCCGUGUUUUGCGCUAACUGAUUUUCCAUCCAAAGGAUUUGCUUUUCAACUUCACAACGAUCCAGCUCUUCUUGCCAAGAACGUAUUCAUUCUGGUGUCAUACCUUUGUGCAAAUGAAAUUGCUCACAAUCUGUUUGUGACGCGAGGAAAACGUUUCGACGAAACACCUACGGAUGCCUAUGAUACAAUACGAGUGUUCGUCUGGGCUAGGGAAGCCUCUUUCGGAGUCAAAGAAGAAAUUGGUUUCAAUCCUGCUCUUUGCGAAUUAGCCGGACACCUUUUAAUCAAAGAACCUCUAGCGUACGAAGUCGUGACAGAAAAAGAUGCUGCCGAAAUGCUCGACAGCAUCACUAGGCCCUGGUACCAUCAAGUCCGCGAAAAUAUACACAAUCUCUUUCUUGCUACGUAGUCAAAAAUGAUCACCCGGUUGACAGAUGACUGGAGAAAAUGGCUCUUGCAAUUAAAUAAUGCCAGCUUUUCAUCUAGUUCUUCAGGCGCAUAGUGAAACUCAUUUUCGAAUUUUUUUUUAGUUUUUUUUUUUUUCAUUACUCUAGUUUGGAGCGCAGCCACGUCUUGGUGGUCGUUUGCUCACAUACAAAAUGCUGACCAGUGAAAGGGCCGUUUUUUGUUCUGUCGUAAAGUAAUUUUUCAUUUUGACAUGAUAAUUACGUGUCACCUUAGCUACGAUGAUAGAUUC
Messenger RNA from Daphnia magna, 2547 nucleotides. Its product is annotated as GDP-D-glucose phosphorylase 1. Gene Ontology annotation, biological process: glucose metabolic process. The transcript is spliced from 7 exons. The record is from RefSeq and is a predicted model, not a curated record. Gene Ontology annotation, molecular function: GDP-D-glucose phosphorylase activity. Gene Ontology annotation, cellular component: cytoplasm. The coding region runs from base 1237 to 2259 and encodes 340 amino acids. NCBI's taxonomy places the organism in Eukaryota, Metazoa, Arthropoda, Branchiopoda, Diplostraca, Daphniidae.